Molecule: messenger RNA, 2148 nt
Organism: Propithecus coquereli (Coquerel's sifaka)
Lineage: Eukaryota; Metazoa; Chordata; Mammalia; Primates; Indriidae
Gene: ZNF185
Product: zinc finger protein 185 (LIM domain)
Exons: 23
Coding region: 1-2148 (715 amino acids)
Source: RefSeq, a predicted model, not a curated record
AUGAGUAUCUCAGCUUUUAGAGGCAGCACCAAAGGGAAGCCUCUGCCACCAGGCGAGGAGGAGCGCAAUAAUGUCCUCAAGCAAAUGAAAGUGCGAACCACGCUGAAGGGGGACAAGAGCUGGAUCACCAAGCAAGAUGAAUCAGAUGGCCGCACUAUAGAGCUGCCCUCAGGCCGGAGUCGUGCCACAUCCUUUUCAUCAGCUGGGGAGGUCCCCAAGGCCAGGCCUCUGAGCACGAGGGCUCCCACUGGCUACAUCAUCCGGGGGGUGUUCACGAAGCCCAUAGACAGCUCAUCCCAGCCCCAGCAGCACUUCCCCAAGGCCAACAGAGCUCCGAAAAGUGCUGCCGGCCUGGUGAGAACAGCUAGCACUGGCCCUCCCCGCCCCUCAUCCUCUGGCUACAAGAUGACCACCGAGGACUACAAGAAGCUGGCGCCCUACAACGUGCGGCGCAGCUCCACAUCAGGGAAUGCCGAAGAGGAGGAGGCGCCCUUCUCUUCCGAUGAGCAGAAACGGAGGUCAGAGGCUGCAAGCAGUGUGGUGAGGAAAACAGCUCCCCGGGAGCACUCCUACGUCCUGUCGGCAGCCAAGAAGAGCACUGGUCCUACCCAGGAGACGCAGGCGCCAUUUAUUGCAAAGAGGGUUGAGGUGGUGGAUGAGGACGGGACUUCUGAGAGGAGCCGGGACCCACUUGCUCUGGCAAGACACACUCCUGGCUCGAGCAGCGUGGAUGGAGGCAGAACCAAAAUGUCUCGGGCGAUUUGGAUCGAGCGCGCAUCAAAUGUGCCUAGUCCCGCUGGCAGCCGGGCGCUCAGCUCGAGAGGUGAGGAAAUUGUCCGCCUGCAGAUCAUGACACCCAGGGCAGGACUCCGUCUGGUGGCCCCAGACCUGGAAGGCAUGAGGUCUUCCCCCAGCCACAAAGACAAGGAGGCACCUUGCUCCAGAAGGCUUGAGAGGGACUUGGCUGGUGAGGAGGCUGUCAGGGGCACUGACACAGACUCCGAAAGGUCAAGUGCACAGUCAAGUGGUGGCAACGUGGGAUCCGGAGCCACAGGGUCCCCACCUGAGGGCUUGGCUGGAGCAGAUGUUGCUUCUGAAAGAGGAGGGCUGGGCUCGGCUGCUAGCUUCGCCCCUUUCCUGGAUGAUCGGGAUGUACAUGGUGCCAACUCUCAGUCCUGCAAGCCCGGACCAGCAGCCAUCAGUUCCAGUGCCACUUUGGUCUCUGCUGUCCCGGCUGAUAGGAAGAGUGACAGCACAGCAGACCUGGAGGACACAAAGGAAGACCCAAAGGGCGCCUUGGCUGGUUAUGAGAAGAAUGUGGCCACCAAGGUUGGAGAGGCCUGGCAGGAGAGGCCGGGAGCCCCGAGAGGUGGCCACGGAGACCCAGCUGUACCCACGCAGCAACCUGCAGAUCCCAGCACCCCAGAGCGACAGGGCAGCCCCAGCGGACCCGAGCAGCUCAUCGGACUGGAGAGCUGUGGCAGCAGCGCCUUGGCUGGUUAUGAGAAGAAUGUGGCCACCAAGGUUGGAGAGGCCUGGCAGGAGAGGCCGGGAGCCCCGAGAGGUGGCCACGGAGACCCAGCUGUACCCACGCAGCAACCUGCAGAUCCCAGCACCCCAGAGCGACAGGGCAGCCCCAGCGGACCCGAGCAGCUCAUCGGACUGGAGAGCUGUGGCAGCAGGGUGAGAAGCCCCUCAAGCUGCAUGGUGACUGUUACUGUCACUGUCCCUUCUGAGCAGCCUCACAGUUAUAUUCCAGCCCUGCCAAGUGAAUUGGACUCCAGCUCGACCACUAAAGCGAUUCUCUUUGUGAAGGAGUAUGUCAAUGCUAGCGAAGUGUCUUCUGGGAAGCCGGCAUCUUCACACUAUGGCAGUGUCAGCAGCAUUGAGGACUCGUUUGACAUGGAGAAGAAACCGCCAUAUGACAGCACCCCGUACUCUGAGAGAACAACUGGAGGGAUCUGUACUUACUGCAACCGUGAGAUCCGAGACUGUCCAAAGAUUACCCUAGAACAUCUUGGCAUCUGCUGCCAUGAAUAUUGCUUUAAGUGUGGGAUUUGCAGUAAACCGAUGGGCGAUCUCCUGGGCCAGAUCUUCAUUCACCAUGAUACCAUCCACUGUGGGAAGUGCUAUGAGAAGCUUUUCUAG